Messenger RNA from Saimiri boliviensis boliviensis (Bolivian squirrel monkey), 2747 nucleotides. It is a transcript of the gene LEKR1, whose product is annotated as leucine, glutamate and lysine rich 1. The record is from RefSeq and is a predicted model, not a curated record. Lineage: Eukaryota; Metazoa; Chordata; Mammalia; Primates; Cebidae.
AUGUUGCCUGAAGACAAAGUUUGUAAGUACUGUGGAGUCAGCUAUCUAAUUCUUCAUGAAUUUAAGGCCAUGGAAGAAAAAGUGAAAGCAAUGGAAAAAGAAAUGAAAUUUUAUCAAGGAAGUGUAGAACGUGAAAAGAGACUUCAAGAAAAAAUUAAGUCUCUUAGCCAAGAUCUUGAACAGUACAAAACUGACAACAAAUCCAAAACGGAAAGAAUUUAUGAUAUAGGCAUGCAGUUAAAAAGUCAACAAAAUGAAUUUCAGAAAGUAAAGAAGCAACUGAGUCAUUUGCAAGAUGAAUUAAAAAUUAAAUAUAGACAAUCAGACAUCUUCAGUCAAAGAUUGUCAGAGUACAAAUAUUUCUGGAAUAAGACUCUUUCAUUACUUACUUUUACUAAAAGGGAGCUAAUCCAUAUUAAAAAUGAAGUGUAUGAUAAUUACCAAAACUGGACUUCACUGAAAGGAGAAAUUUUUCUGCAAAUUAAAUCUAUGAGUGAAACAGCCUUGACAGAAAUAGACAUACUGAAUAAAAGUUUGACCGUAUCCCAGAGAAAUAAUGUAUGCCUUGAAAAGGAAAUGAAAAAUCUGAAAUUGUUGUCAGAUGCAGCCAUAUUGAGGUCUCAGCAGAUUCAGACAUCUAGACAACAGGAAGUAAACUUGCAAACCAGAUGCUGUGAUUUGCAGAAAGAAGUACUAGAUUUACAAUGUCUAGUAGAGGCACUUGGGUUAAAACUUCAGAAGGCGGUGACAGAGAUGGACAACUAUAAAGAAAUGCUUAUGAAUAAAUCUAAUGAAGCUGAUGACUGUCAAAGAGAACUGAGAAAACUGAAGUUCGAAUCCAUUAUUUCUGAGUCACAGCAUACGAUGCUGCUUAAGGAAAAAGAAGACUCUUUAAUGACUUGUCAACAAAUAUAUAAAACAUUACAGGAAGAACUGACUGCAAAAGAAAAGCAAGAAGAAGACAUAAAGAGAAGAAUUAACCUUGCAGAAAAUGAACUGGAGAUAACCAAAACUCUUCUGAAUCAGACAAGGGAAGAGGUUUUAACACUGAAAAAUGAAAGGGAAUUGAUGCUGAUUUCACAUCAGAAAAGCAUUGAGCAGCUGCAGGAAACCCUUAGACAGAAGCUGCUGAGUGAUGAUAACUGGAAGGAGAAGAUUGAAGCAGAACUUGCCAAGGAAAGGGCCCAACACUUGGUUGAAUUUGAAGAGCAAGCUCUUCUCUUUAAGGAAGAAGCAAAACUGAAACUUGAUAUUGAAAAAGAAAAACAUCAAGAUAUAAUCCAAAAGUAUAAGAAAGAACAAGAGGAAUUACAAAUGAAGAUAUCUGACUUAAUCACAGGCGCUACAAGAGAUCUAAGGCAGGAAGUGACCACUCUUCAAGAAAAACUUCAUGAGUCCCACAUUCAGUACACUGAAGAAUCUGAGUCAAAGGAAAAAGAAAUUGAAAACCUGAAAAAUUUGGUUGCAGAAUUUGAAUCUCGCUUGAAGAAGGAAAUUGACAGUAAUGAUUCAGUUUCAGAAGACUUGAGGAAGGAAAUGAAACAGAAGUCAGAUGAACUGGAAAGAGUAAUGCUGGCUCAAACACAACUGAUAGAGCAAUUUAACCAGUCCCAGGAAGAGAAUACUUUUCUUCAGGAGACAGUGCGUAGAGAAUGUGAAGAACGCUUUGAACUGACAGAGGCUUUGAGUCAAGCCAGAGAACAGCUCCUGGAGCUCAGAAAGCUUUGUGGAAGGUUAUCAUUCUCACCGUGUUCCCUCAGCAAGGGCAGCCUAACCUCCCCUGCUGCAGCGGUCAGUAAUCAUGGAGAAGGAAGCCUUGCAAGACUGAACUCUGAAAAAGGAAUCAAAAUUCCCAGCCUUCACGGAGUAUCAAAACCCACCUCUUUCCCAACCUCAGAUAAGCCCAAGAGGGUUAGCAGCUCAGGGUUGCCCCUUCUUGCCCAGGCACAUCCUCCCAGGGGUGGAGCAUCUUCAACAAAUGAGACCAGACAGAGACAGAGACUGGCUGCCAUUCUUAGGAGGAGGCAGAGUCAGCAAUGAUCCAAAGUGAGGGGCAGCUCCCCACAGCGUGCAUGCUCUUUCAGAGUGCCAGGAACUCACUGUAACUGAGAAUGAGAAAUAUAAGAUUAUUUUCACAGAUCAGGAAGGCAUAUCUGUAGAUACAUUUAACAAAAGACUGUAAAAAGCUGGAAAAUUGUGAAGCCGUAUUUUUCAAGAGGGCUUUGAUAGAGUAACAGAUCAUUUAGUUGUUGGUAUUCCAGAGGUCCGAUUUCUAUAUUUAUGUUGCAAUGUGCUCUAUAAAUACAGCCUUUUAGAGAUCACAGAUAAAAUUUUUUCACCCAUAACAUCUUUUUUAUUUUUUUGCACCACUACAAGCAGAUAUAUUUGCACAAAAAAUAGAUUAUUUGAGUUUUUUGGUAUGUGUUUGUUUGUUGAGCUGAAUUGAUUAAAUAGUUGUAAUAAGUAUUCCAAACAGAAAAAAAGUACUUUAUCUAAUUAAGAUUAUAAUUUCCAAAAUGCCUAGUUCAAGUAGUCACAGAGGUCAUCAUCAUAAUCAAAAGCUUCUUUUCCUCACCUUACAAUCUAAUUGUUUUCUCUUUAGGCUAGUUCAGAGUUAAUUAUAGGUAACCUUUAGGAAGACAGUCUUCUCUUAGUGGCUGGGGAACUUCUAGAAAAAGAGAUGGUAAUGUCAAUUCAAGGAAAUUGUAGUAUAUUUCUCAAAUUAUAUAGAUUAUUUUAGUAAACAA